This is a messenger RNA of Mercenaria mercenaria, 10620 nucleotides long. RefSeq names its product brefeldin A-inhibited guanine nucleotide-exchange protein 3-like. Bases 122 to 5299 code for a protein of 1725 amino acids. Lineage: Eukaryota; Metazoa; Mollusca; Bivalvia; Venerida; Veneridae. The transcript is spliced from 31 exons. The record is from RefSeq and is a predicted model, not a curated record.
GGAAAAUCAAUCAUUGUCAUUGAUACAAGCGACCCCAAAUUGAUGUAAGCGAUACCUGUCAAAGUUGCAGCAGCUGGCAAAAGAAAUGUUACCAUAUUUUGAAAAAUAAAUCAGAAUAGAGAUGGAAGAGCUUUUAAAGUUGUUGAUCAAAGAUGCUCAAGCAGCAAAGUUUCAGCCAAUCAGACAGGCAGCUCAGAAUGCCCUUGAUGUGUUAAAUAACAAAGAUGAUGUUGAGAGGCUGCCUGCUCAUAUGCUCAGGGAACGAUGUCUUGAACCACUCCAUCUUGCCCUGGAGAGUAAAACUAAAAGGCUUAUGACCCAUGCUGUAUCUGGGAUAGAGAAACUGUUGAAGGAUGAUCGAUUCCAGUCUAGUAUGGAGACAGAAAGUGAAGAUAAAUGGCUUCCCAUACAAAUACUCAAGACUGUAUACUCAACACCCAACUUACCAGAAGACAUACAGACGGAUGUCAUGAAGUUGCUGUUGAAAAUGACAUUUUCCACAGCCUGGUGUAUGAACUCAAGAAUUAUAACUCAAGUAGCACAGGUAUACAUAGACACAUAUAGUAGUAGCUCGACCACUCUAAAGGGUAUUGUGCAGGCAGCUCUUACACAGCUGCUCGGGAGUUUUGCAGAAAAAUUGCGUUCUGCUAUGCAGAAAGUGGAGCAUGCUGAGGAGGAUGUCAUGUCACAUUUUAAUGCUAAAGGUGAUCCUAAGGUGGAAAGCCUGACUGAUGAUGUUGUUACUCUGCUAAACUUUCUUACAGAAAAAGUUUCAGCUGCAGCAAAGGCUGGUAAGAGCAAACAGGCUGUACCAUUAUUGUUGGAAGGGAUAUUAGCAAUUGUUUCCAACUCUCCUGUGCAGCUGAGGAAUUGUGAAGGGUUCCAGCAAUUGGUAUGGCAAAACUUGUGCCCAACCCUGAUAUCUCUGCUGGGUAUACCCAGGGCUGAGCCCAAACCUAAAGCUGGAGGUGAUGCACAGAGAAACGUGGACACUACAAAUCUGACAGCAGCAACUGCCAAAAUUAUCUACAGUAUAUCGGUAGAGGUAGCCAAGAUGGUGGGACCAGUGAAGUCAUUACGGCCAGUACUGGAAACAUUAUUCCAUAGAAUCUUGAUAUGUUCUUCACCUAACAACAGACAUGAUGCUCUCAAAGCUUUAAAAGAGUUGCUGGCAGAUCCUACACGACUGUGUGAUAUCACAGUUACAUAUUAUGAUGACUGUUCAAGAUCAGGGAAAUCCACUACGCAAAUUAAUGAUCUGGCUUUAGUCAAACUUAUAGUAGAUUCUGUACAGGAGUGUUGUCAUACCAGUGACUCUGCCCUCUGCUAUACAUGUGUUAUGUGUGUAGGUGACCUUUUGACCUCUAUAGAACAUCUAGACAGAGGCAUUGGUAUCCAUGGAGAGAGUGUCAAGGUCAUCAAAGAAAAAUACCUAAAUAAACACGACAAAGAGAGGACUGUCUCAGACAGAGCCAACUCUAUACCUUGCCAUUCCGAUACAGAGGAGGCUGUACAAAAUGUUAACAACUGCAGUAUAAACAACAGUAUUAACGGUCACUCUGAUAAUGAUCAGCUGGAUGAUAAAAUUGAAAACAAAGAUACAGAUGGGAAAUUAUCGAAGGAAAAAUAUGAUUCUGCGAAGUUUGUUGAGCAUAAUGGAGAGAAGAGUAGUUCACUCUCACACUAUAAGAGUGCAGAGAGGCAGAGCGCUUUGGAUUUUAUACAGGAGAUGGUCCAGCACCUGCCCUAUCUACUCUCGCUUACAACUAUACCUGAAGUGGAUGAAGCUUUGCAGAAAUUCUCAUCACAGUUUUCUCAAAAUAGUAGCAAGAUGUGUAACAAAUACAGUGAUGGUGAUUUGUAUGGUGUACCAGUAACACCAGUGAUUCCUGUUGCCCCCAGGAUAAAUGUACCAGCCUUGAUUAGGCAAAGCAGUAUAGAGUCAGGAUGGGACAGGUCCAUUUCUGGAGGAGGGAUGCUAAACUCAGUUCAGGCGUCACAGGCUUUGUGUGGACUAUCUCAGCAAGUUGACAGAUUGUUUGAGGAAGCUGCCAACAACUUGAACAUGACAUCACUGACUGCCUUCCUAGCAAGUCUGUGUGAAUCCAGUAAACAUCAGCUCCAUAAAAUAACCAAAACAAUAUUGGAGGAAGAGGACUUCCCUGGGGAACACCAUAACUUACCUGUAAACUCACUACACCUGUACAGACUACAGAAUGUCCUGAUGAAGGUGGCACACAGUGAUAGACCUUUGAUACACCUGAUCAAGGCAUGGAGUGUGGUUUCAUCUUACUUAGUGGAGUCUGCGGGCCACAAAGAUCGAAGUAUAUCCAAGAUGGCUGUCACCUGUGUACAUGAUUUUAUGAUUGCUGUGAUGACAGGACAUUCUGAACUACAACAUUUCCAUACCAACGAGAUGCUGUGUAAAACAUUUGAGAACAUUCUAUGUCUGGAACUCUGUGAUGGGGAUGUGCAAGACCAGAUUGUGUGUUCUAUAUGUGAGCUGGUCGAGGCUUCAGCAUCGGACAUCAGGUCUGGUUGGAGACCCCUGUUCGGAGCCCUGAGGGCUGUUAGGAUUGAGUACACAACUGUAGAGGAGGUGAAUGAGGCCAGGCAGAGGCACGUGGAGGCCGUGCUGGAUGUGUUUGAUGUAUAUCUCAACACAGACAACAUACUUGUAUUUGCUAAUGCUACAGUAGACUGUAUAUUGUGCCUGCUGAAAUAUGUGAGAGGUCCUGGAGAGUUUGAGGAUUCUGAUACAGAAGAUGGAGAUUCUGUCAGUGAUUAUAUGACGUCAUCUCCAGCCUCCGAGAAUCUCGUGCUACCAGCGCUAAAUUAUCUCAAACAGUGCUGCAUUAUUCUUCAGUCAAUGUGGAAAAUGCCAGCAUGUCCAGUCUUCCAUGGAGCUAAAAGAAUCCAGGUAGAUACAGCAAGCAGGUGUGUGGAUAGAGAUAUACCAAACAUGGACUUCAAAAAGUUCUCAAAGUAUUUCAUUCUGGAUGAUGAAAGAUGUGACCAACUCGCUGCAGAUAAAUCACCCAGCCAUGAGUACAUAGAGAAAACAACUGGUGAUUCCAGCAGUCUGCUGUCAAAUGAUUCUGGUAUUCUUCUAACUGCCAGCAAAGAGGACAGCAAGCCAGAGACAUCAGACUGUAAUAUUGCCAUCAGUUUAGAUGAGUUAGACAAUCAUACAGGAAUACUACAUGUCUGGUUCCUGAUGCUAGAGGGUCUGUCUGGGGCCAUCUGUGCCUGUCCUAGGUCCUACCAACCUCACACCAUGGAAACCAUGUUUGAUUUGUUAAGAUCUGCCUCACAUGUUCCAGAUGAUGAGAAAGUGUGUAGAAUGAUAGAAGAAGUAUUGAAACAACUCCUGAUAGUUCUCACAGAAUGUGUGGCUCAACCAUUUGAAGUAAUCUCAAGAUUAGGGUGUUCUUGUAUCAGGCAUAUUUUGUUGAGCGCACACACAGAUUUCACUGAGGGAAUGUGGAAGAUUGUGAUCGACAGUUUAGAAAAUGCUCUAGAUGUCACGACGUACUGCCUACGUCAGCUUAUGCUGCUGUUCAAGACAAACUCGGAGAAUUUUUACGGGGAUAUAGGUCAGGUUAAAGUGGCAACUAGGAAAGAUUGCACGAUGAUGGAGUUUGUUCGAAUAUGGCAUUUAGCACAACAGGUGUUUCUGUUAGAUAGUCAAGUGAGUGUUGAAGUACCGUCAGUGGACAGUACUGAGGACAAGUCCUACGUGUUCCUGCUGUAUCCUCCGGGGUACGAGAAUAGUCUAAACCCUGAUCAUAUCUUAGCCAGAGUCCCAUUUCGCAGUAUAGUAGUUGGCCUGUUGUCUCACCAGCUACUGUUGCAGACUGUAGGGUGUAUACUUCUAGAGGGCACGGAUACUCCAGAUAGUCAUAUGCCAGGAAUGUUAUCACAGUUGGCUACAAAACAUGUCAUGCAACUGCUGGAAUGUCUUCGUAACUCCUACAAGCUGGCCUGCGAGUUCGACACCCGUCCAGGCCUCAAGUUUCUCGUGCAGAAAGUGGCUCACACCCCAGUAGCUGUGAACCUCUACAAACAGGCUGGAGCCAGUAUGGUAUUCUACAUACAUACACUUAUCAAGAUAUGCGCAAAUAUACCCGACCUAGAUAAAGAAAUAGUAAGAGCUCUCCUGUUAAAGGAAACAAAAAAUGUAACUUCUGAAGAUGACGAAAUAGCAGACGACACUAGCCCAAGUCAGGAAACGGGAAUAGUUGAUAAAUCAGAUGAAGAAAGUGGUAACCAUGGCAAUAUUCCAAGUAAUGACUCAGAAAUAAGCAAGUCUUCCAAGUCUGAUAAUUCUGUAGAAGAGGAGUCAAAUGACACUGCAGCAGUUGGAGAAUCUGAAAAAGGUAAAAUUGUCGGGGACACUGCGGAGAAAAAAGGUGCUAAACUUACAGAUAAUGCCAAAGUGACUGAAAACAGUGUGGAAUUGUGUAGCCAAAUUAUCAUUAAUAAUCCUAAAAUGUUUGUUUCCCAGCUUAAAACAGUCUGUGAUGAGUUGUGCCAAACGUAUAUAGACAUUCUGUAUGAUAAAUCGGGAACCAGUUGUGUUGAUUCAAUGUCUGACCAACAGUUGUUUUUCCUGAUUGCACAACCGGAUGAGUUCCCAGAACUUCCAGCCAAACAUAAAGUUGAUGCAAACCAGUUGAGCAAAGAACUUGAAGAGACCCAGGCCCGCUUACAAGGUCAAGGUCAAAUUGUUCCAUUGCAGGCUGUCAGUGUUCAAGAGAAUGGCUCUACAGUGUCCCCAGUAGCCAAACAGGAAAAAGAAUCAGUAUUACCUCCCUUGAGUCCAGUCCACUCCCAUACAAAGAGUAAGCGAGAAAUGAGAACAGAACAAGAAAGUCGUGUCUAUAAUCUGGCUACAGACAAACUCAUAAAAAACCUUAUGACAGAGUACAAGAAAAGAAAGAAUCAGAAUGCUAUGCCAACUUUUGCCAAAGUGAACAAGAAAGAUAACUCUGACAAGAAACUAAAGAAAAAACAAGGUUCCAGUGAUCCAGUUGAACAGGUUAUUGAGGAACAACAGCACACGUCAAUUAUGAAGGACAGUGAAGCUCACUUGCAGUCUUGGACAGAGUUGCUGUGUACAAUCCUUGGUUUAUUUGACCAGUUAGAUGACAGGAAGUUCACAACACUCCUCCCUGCAGUAUUUGAAUGUGUCAAUCAUCUCAUAUGCCACGCCCAUGACAUGAGAUUGAGGGAGGAGCUAGCACGAUGGUUGCACCGAGUUGGAGAUAUCUAUACUCUUGGUCCUAAAAUGGAAUAGUUCAUUUAUUAUAGCUUCAUCGGAAAGAUUUUAAUUUGUAUUUCCAAAUAAAUAAAUAAAAAAUGAAAGUCAUACAUAUUUGACUAGGUAGAAUAGCUAGGUUGUCAGGGGUUUUAUUUUAAUGAUUUAGUUUGUUAGUAGGCCAGACUUUUACCUGUCAACUUUUACUAGUUUGGUAUUAAAGAUAAUCAUACAUACUUUAUAAAACUGAUCAGUUGUCUGUGUUUCAAAGCAAAGCAUGCUAUAAAAUAGAUUUUUUGGCUUUUAAAUUUGUUAAUAUUUGGAAUGCAAACAAAAAGGAAAAAUGUGUCUGACACCCAACUGUAGAAGUUUACUAGUCGGCAUAGAUGACAAUCUUAGUCUGGUUUGCUAGAGUAAUGUCAAACCGAGGUUGUAUAUUUCUAACAUUUGUUUGAGUAAAAAUGAUUGUUUUUAGAGAUUGGGAGUUUUUUUUGUAUUAGAUAUCCAAUGUUUACCAUUAGUAUUUCUGUCACUAGUACUUAAAAAGUAAAAGAAAUUUCAUUUCAUUCAUUGUAUUAUGUGCAUAACCUGGUUACUGGAUUUUUAUUGGCAAUAUAGCUAGUGCUGAAAACUUUUUCCAGAUGUGUUACUUCUACUAGGCUUUAUUGCAUGAAUUUUGGGGACAUAUUGCUUUUAUCAUUUAUGUCUCUAUGUCUGUCACAUCAUGUCAGCUCCAUUAAAGUCUUCAGCACAGUAGUGAAUUGACAAGGCAGGUUGUUUAUGGUAUCAAAGUUAAAAAGUAGAUAAGUAAAGACUUCAUUUUUAAAGGGUUAAUCAUUAAGCUUGAUUAGCACAGAUCUUAACUUUCAGCCAUAUGGAAUUGAUUCAGUGGUCAUUAUAAUAUAUAGAGGUUUUUGUCGAGCCCGCUUGUGGAAGCGAAGACAUAGUUGUGCAAAUGGCUGUUCGGGGAAUGUGUGUGCAUGCAUCUGUGCAUCCAUCUUUGUUUGUCCGGACCAUAACUUUGACAUGCAUGAAGUAAUCAUGUUUAUAUUUAUGUUUCCCCCCCACUGGGGGUGACAUAUUGUUUUUGCCCUGUCAGUCCGUCACACUUCAUAUCCGAUCAAGAACUGGAGAACCAUUUGACCUAGAACCUUCAAACCUCAUAAGAUGGCAGGGCUUAUGGAUUAGACAACCCCUAUUGUUUUUGGGGUCACUCCAUCAAAGGUCAAGGUCACAGGGGCCUGAAUAUGAAAAACCAUAUCCGAUCAGUAACUUGAGAAUCACUUGACCCAGAAUGUUGAAACUUCAUAGGAUGAUUGGUCAUGCAGAGUAGAUGACCUCUAUUGAUUUUGGGUUCACCCUGUUAAAGGUCAAGGUCACAGGGGCCUGAACAUGGAAAACCAUUUCCAAUCAAUAACUUGAGAACCACUUGACCCAGAAUGUUGAAACUUCAUAGGAUGAUUGGACAGGCAGAGUAGAUGACACAUAUUGAUUUUUGGGUCACUCUGUUGAAGGGCAAGGUCACAGGGGCCUGAACAUGGAAAACCAUUUCCGGUCAGUAACUUGUGAACCACUUGACCCAGAAUGUUGAAACUUCAUAGGAUGAUUGGACAUGCAGAGUAGAUGACCCCUUUUGAUUUUGAGUCACUUUAUUAAAGGUCAAGGUCGCAGCGGACAGAAAAUGGAAAUCCAUUUCCGGUCAAUAACUUGAGAACCAUUUGACAUAGAACCUUCAAACUUCAUAGGGUGUUAGGACUUACAGAGGAUGUUAACCUCAAUGAGACAGAGUGUCAUGCACAAUCCUCAGGUUCCUUUAUCAAAGGUCAAGGUCACAGUUGGAGGUCAAAUGUCAUGUCAGAUCUUGUACAGCCCAUAACUUUGACAUGCAUUGAGGAAUCUUGUUUAUAUUUCGCAUUAGUGUUAAUCUCAGUGAGACAGAGUGUCCUGCACAAACGCCAGGUUCCUAUCUAAAAGGUCAAGGUCACAGUUGGAGGUCAACGGUCAUGUCAGAUCUUGUCCGGCCCAUAACUUGGCCAUGCAUUGAGGAAUCUUGUUUAUAUUUGGCAUGAAUGUUUAACUCAAUGAGACGGACUCUAUCUCGAAGGUCAAGGUCACAGUUAGGGGUCAAAGGGCGGGCUUGACAUGUUGCCUGUUGGCAUCUAAUUGUUGGUAAACAAAAGUUUUGUAACCACUUUAAAUUUUGAAAUGAAAAUUGUUGAGAGAAUUUAGGGAUGAUUCAAAGUCAAGAUGUUUACAUUCACUGUAUGUUUUGAAAAACAGCAUUUAUUUUUGUAUAAAGAACAUUGGUGCAAUGGUAUUAAGAGCACCCUUUCCACGAGAUUGCAUGUACCAUCUCACGUCUUUCAAAAAAAAUAUAUUUUGAAUGAAAAUCAGGAACUGCAUUUUUAUGGGAAGGCAAAUUAAAAUUGAACGUGGUUGGAUGCUUUUGGCUGUUCUAUUUAGAUGUUGAAAAGAACGAUAUCCUGACAUUUUUAUAUUCCGAUACUUGUGGAAAGCAAACCACUUAUUAUUGUUGCAAGAUACUGUAAAAUUGUAAACAUAAGAAUAGAAUGCUAGUGAUGCAAGAAAUCUCAAUGUGGUUUAUACCUGUCUUAAGGCACAAAAAAUAACAUUUAAUUUUUAAGUAACUUUUCAUGCCAUUGUGACACAAAUGAAUGAGUCUUCAACUAUAAUUUAAAACACACAUGAAAAGCAGAAACUCUUGUUAUAUUUUUGUUUUCAUAUUAUUUUACAUUCCAUGUAUUUUGCAUUUGUCAGUCUGGAGGUGGCAAUACUCAUUUGUUGCAAACAUGUAAAUAUAUAACAUUUUUUUGCAUUUAUAGAUGAGAGAUCUGAAUUGUUUUUGUUUAAGAUUUUAUUUAUCUGUUGCCAUGAUUUAUUAUUGUUACCCCUAGCAACAAUCAGAUUCUAGUCAUUAUCUUGUGAGGGAUAAAACAUAUCUACUUUUCUUCCUACAGUCAGAGAUAUCAAUGAGAGGUUUUGGAUUAUAAAGAAAUUAUUAUAUAGUGUUUCGUUUAAAUUGUCUGUGGUGUAACAUGGCUGGCUAUUAGGUUCAUCAAACUUGAAAAGAAAAUGGUUAGUUGCACAUAUAUAUAAUUUUCAGAAUUUUUUUAUAUGAGACAGAUUGUUAGUAUAUAUGGCCAUUAAAAUAUUGUGUAACAGAGGUUUUUGGCACCUCUAUGGCUGAGUGGUUAAGGUUGCUGGCUUUGAAACACUUGCCUCUCAGUGCUGUUGGUUCGAACCCUCCCUUGAGGAACCCUCCUGUACGGGAGCUGUCCUGCUGGCCUAUGGAAUGUUUCUGGUUCUACUAAGAUGCCCAUGCAUGCCUAAUGUAAUGUUGAGAGGGAUGCCUGGAGUCUUCCUCCACUAUGAAAAGCUGUAAAGUCACCAUAUCACCUUAUAAUUGUGUUGGUGUGACAUUAAACCAAAGAAAAACAAAAAUAGAGCUUUAAAGAUUUUUCCAAAACCAGAGUUUUUAUGUGAAGUUUAUUUUAGGAUUUUUUUUAUGGCAUCGGAAUUAUUUUAAUUUAAUUUCAACAUAAAAGAUAAACCUAUUUUUCAUACCUGAUAAAAAUACAUAUUACCUAAUACAUUUUAGUGAAUUGUUAUUAAAUCAUUUGUUUUGGCUGACACUUCUGAUCUGUUUAGUUAUAAGAAGGAAUUAGUUCAUUUAUAAAUAUGUAUUCGUUCAUUAAUGCAUUUAUAUGAUAUUAACACAAAUUAGUCAAGUGUUAGUAAAUCUAUAUCUGGCAGAAAUGACUUAUUUUGUCAUUUAAUCUGUCUUUAGGUGUUAAUAAAAAUAAGUAUUACUAAUACUGGUAAACUUUAGUCUUGUGAUCAUAAGUAAAGAUAAGGUGUUCUUAAUAAGGUGUCAGAAUUCAUAUUCUAUUGUUUGGUAAAUGAAUAUUUUUGUUGCUUGUCUCAGCAAAGUUCAGCGUUGUUACUUUCAAAACUUUUUCAUAAAAAGAUACCUUUAAAAGUUACAUAUAUAUUGAUAAUUUCUUAUUAGGGGAUUUUCUGUACUGUCAGGCAGUAUAAUUCUUUUAAACAAUAACAGUUUUCCUUAUUGUAAGGUGGUGUAAAGGUAGCUAUUUAUUUAGUUUCAUACCUAAUCUUUCAUAAUCUUAUUUGUAAGUUAUUUAAAAAAUAAUUUUGAAUCUUGUAAUCUUGUCCCCUUAUCUAAGCAGAUAGAGAACAGAAAAAGCUGUGAAUUGAGAGGUUGCAUGAUAAAUCCCUAGACAAGGUAUGGCUGGACAGAAAAAAGACAUUUGAAGUCGUACAUUUUCACCACCAAUUCAUGUUGAGAAGUUCUCGGUUAUAUACAUACAGAGAACACGUCAGUAUUGGUGAAGAAAAUGUUUUUAAUAUUAAUAAAAGUUAUGAAGUACAUAUACUGUAUUUCUGUGUUGUGACUAUACAUUUUGUAGAUUUUCAUUGUAAAUGAUAAUUUGUUGAAUUGUGAACUCAGGUGAUAGGUGCUUUUUAACUGCCAGGAUUAAUUUACAUUUUAAUUUUCCUCUUUUUCUAGCUACUUUACAGCAUUUACAAUAAUUAUGAAAUUAUUAUAUACUGUCACAUUAUAAAACGUUGCUUAGACCUGUUAUUGUUUUAAAGACUUAUGAUUUAGUAACUUUUAUUACAUGUUUGACUAGUGGAAGUGAAAUAAAGCCACUACAUAAUCUUGGCAUAAAGCUUCAACGUUGACAUCGUUUUAAGUAUAAGAGACGUUGGUCGAAGUAUAGGUGACAUAGGUUGAAUUGACUUUGUUUAUAAAAUGUAAAGACAGAAGAAAUUUUACUUUUCAGUAGGAAAGCUAACAUGCUAUAAUAACAAUAUUACAUUUGUGACUUUCCACAUUGAAUUUAUCAAACUUGUUGAAUAAAAUUGAAAAAAAUGCUCGGCAGAGCCUCACAUUUUAUUAUUUUAUUAAAAUUGUUUAAUAAAUUCAAUACGAAAAGACACUCAUGUCUUAUCCUCUAUUUAUAUCAUAUUUUAUAUGUGUUCAGAUACUUGCAAAGUUAUAAACCAUGCGAACGCUAUUAUCUAUAGAUUUAAGAUUAAAAUUGCCGUGUGUUCUCUAUUUUCAGCCAUACGUUAGUUCUUCAUAUUUCCAUUUAAAUCUUUCUUCAUUGAAAUAAUAUGUUUAUGAUUAAGAAUUAAAAUUGCUUACAAGAAUGAUAUAUUAUUACAGAUGUCUAAACUGCUGUUUUGAAUUUAGAUUAUUAUUCCUAUUGUUAGUGGUUGUGGUUAUCUCGUGUUAUAGUGCAAUAGUUUUAUUGUGAUUCAUUCCUGAAAUCCUUUAAUAUUAUAUUUACAAAUAAAAUAAUUAUUUCUCUUCA